This is a messenger RNA of Rangifer tarandus platyrhynchus (Svalbard reindeer), 378 nucleotides long. The record is from the annotation of a GenBank genome assembly. NCBI's taxonomy places the organism in Eukaryota, Metazoa, Chordata, Mammalia, Artiodactyla, Cervidae.
AUGCUGGGAAAGAUCGAAGCUAGCAGAAGAUUAUGGUCCUGUGUUCACUCUGUAUUUUGGCACGAAGCCACUGUGGUGUUGCAUGGAUGUGAAGCAGUGAAGCAAGUCCUGAUUGAUCAGAGUGAGGAAUUUUCUGGCAGAGGUAGUUUACCAGUGGCAGACCACAUCAACCAGGGAUUAGGAAUUGUUUUCAGCAAUGGUGAAAUAUGGAAGCAAACUCGGCAUUUCUCCCUCAUGGUUUUAAGGAAUAUGGGGAUGGGGAAGAGGACUAUUGAACACAGAAUUCAAGAGGAAGCCUUAUGUUUGGUGGGCGCAUUAAAAAACCAACGCUCUUCAAUGCUUUCCCUCUUUACUACAUUAUUUCCCAGGAAGUCAUAA